CGUGCACAAUAUACCCAUUUCCGCGGUAUGCGUUCCAGAACGGAAACGCGCGUGCGUCAACGCCGUACGAACGAUCACCCUUUAGAAAAGUAGUACGUGCCAGAGCGAGGUCGGUGCGAAGCCAUCACCUCGAUAUUUCACGUUCUUCCGAGGCUUAUCUUAGCCCAAUAUUGAGCCAAGAUGCCACCCAAAAAAUCAAUGGAAGAAACCGAUCGGCUGACACGGAUAGCCAUAGUGAAUUCCGACAAGUGUAAGCCCAAGCGUUGCCGGCAAGAAUGCAAACGAUCAUGUCCUGUUGUGCGCAUGGGAAAGCUUUGUAUUGAAGUUACACCCAAUAGCAAGAUUGCGUCGAUAUCUGAAGAACUUUGCAUCGGGUGCGGUAUUUGUGUGAAGAAAUGCCCAUUUGAGGCUAUUUCCAUCAUUAAUUUACCGAGCAAUCUCGAGAAAGAAACCACACAUCGUUACUCCAAGAAUUCUUUUAAGCUGCAUAGACUUCCGAUUCCACGCCCAGGUGAAGUCUUAGGAUUAGUAGGUACUAACGGAAUUGGAAAGUCAACCGCGCUGAAAAUUUUGGCUGGAAAACAGAAGCCCAAUCUCGGCCGUUUCACUGAUCCACCAGACUGGACAGAAAUCUUGAGCCAUUUCAGGGGUAGCGAACUUCAAAAUUACUUUACAAAAAUUUUGGAGGAUGAUUUAAAGGCGCUGAUCAAGCCCCAAUAUGUUGAUCAAAUACCAAAAGCUGUCAAAGGCACAGUUCAACAAUUGUUGGAUAAGAAAGACGAGUGUAAAAAUCAGAUGGAGAUCUGCCGGAUGUUGGAUCUUACCCACAUACGGGAUCGAGGUAUCGAAGCUUUAUCUGGAGGUGAACUGCAACGAUUUGCCUGUGCAAUGGUGUGUAUCCAAGAUGGAGAUAUAUUCAUGUUUGACGAGCCAUCUUCUUACUUAGACGUUAAACAACGCCUAAACGCUGCUGUCACCAUACGCUCCCUCAUACAUCCCGACAAGUUUAUAAUCGUUGUGGAGCAUGACUUGUCAGUUCUGGACUACUUGUCUGACUUCAUCUGCUGCUUGUACGGAGUCCCUGGUGCUUACGGCGUUGUCACAAUGCCAUUCUCAGUACGGGAAGGAAUUAACAUUUUUUUGGACGGAUUUGUGCCAACGGAAAACCUGCGCUUCCGGGAGGAAUCGCUCGUGUUCAAAGUCGCGGAGAGCGCGACCGAAGAGGAAGUGAAACGAAUGAAUCACUACGAGUAUCCGAAAAUGACGAAAACCAUGGGAUCUUUUACUCUGGCGGUUGAAAAGGGCCAGUUUACAGACUCCGAGAUAUUAGUACUACUUGGGGAAAACGGAACUGGCAAAACCACUUUUAUAAGAAUGCUUGCUGGUAAUUUGCCUGCCGACGAAGGCUCAGGAAAUAUCCCGCUCUUGCACAUCAGUUACAAACCGCAGAAAAUCAGUCCCAAAUCUCAAGGUAUAGUGAGGCAGCUGCUUCAUGAAAAAAUUAGGGACGCGUACAUACAUCCUCAGUUUAUCACUGACGUCAUGAAACCAUUGAAGAUUGAUGAUAUAAUGGAUCAGGAGGUCCAGAAUUUGUCUGGAGGAGAAUUACAGCGAGUUGCUAUGGCUCUGUGCCUGGGAAAACCUGCCGAUGUUUACCUCAUUGAUGAACCAUCAGCCUAUCUCGAUUCUGAACAGCGUUUAGUCGCUGCGAAAGUGAUUAAAAGGUUCAUUUUGCAUGCCAAGAAAACUGGAUUCGUGGUUGAACACGAUUUCAUAAUGGCUACAUAUCUGGCAGACCGUGUCAUCGUAUUUUCUGGAACGCCAUCCCUGAACACAACAGCCCACUGUCCUCAGUCCCUGCUGAACGGCAUGAACCGAUUUUUGGAACUCCUUGGCAUCACGUUCAGGCGAGAUCCCAACAACUUUAGGCCGCGAAUUAAUAAAAGUCAAUCUGUGAAGGAUAUGGAACAAAAGAGAGCGGGGCAAUACUUCUUCCUGGAGGAAUAAAGCUUGCGAAUCAUGCCCGUCGGAAGCAAGAACGCUACACUAUAUACUACACUUUAACCCGUAAUUUGUAUAUCCCAUAAAGUAUUUUACGAUUUGUAUAUGAGGUAAUUGUUAAAUGCGGAUACACUCAAAGGGAAAAUUCAUUUCGUUCAUUAUAUUCACAAUACUCUAUAUUUCGAUUCAACGAACAGUGCAUAAGUAACAAUUGUAACAACUGCACAAGGAAACACAGCUCACCGAUUGCACCUAAUUGAUAACAAAACUCCAGCGUGUUUAUCACUUCAAGUUGGAAAUUCUUCAGCAUAGCAUUCAUUUUAUACAUUUCAAGUUUUAUAACAUGGUGAUGGAUUCAAACAUUAUGAUAUGUAUAAUUUCAGGUCAAAAGAGCUGGCCAACAUGAACAAAUUACGGGAAUAAAUAUAUUGAUUUGAAUUUGUUCCAUCUUGUAUACGCGAUGGUUCGAUAUCGACCAAUAAACAUGUAUAUGAUGCGUCAGAGAA
This is a messenger RNA of Neodiprion fabricii, 2507 nucleotides long. RefSeq names its product protein Pixie (gene pix). Gene Ontology annotation, biological process: translational termination; ribosomal subunit export from nucleus; translational initiation. Bases 181 to 2007 code for a protein of 608 amino acids. The record is from RefSeq and is a predicted model, not a curated record. Lineage: Eukaryota; Metazoa; Arthropoda; Insecta; Hymenoptera; Diprionidae. The transcript has 9 exons. Gene Ontology annotation, molecular function: iron ion binding; ATP hydrolysis activity; ribosomal small subunit binding.